This is a messenger RNA of Pichia membranifaciens NRRL Y-2026, 1341 nucleotides long. RefSeq lists its product as hypothetical. The transcript has a single exon. Gene Ontology annotation, molecular function: phosphatidylinositol N-acetylglucosaminyltransferase activity. Gene Ontology annotation, biological process: GPI anchor biosynthetic process. Bases 1 to 1341 code for a protein of 446 amino acids. Lineage: Eukaryota; Fungi; Ascomycota; Pichiomycetes; Pichiales; Pichiaceae. Gene Ontology annotation, cellular component: glycosylphosphatidylinositol-N-acetylglucosaminyltransferase (GPI-GnT) complex. The record is from RefSeq and is a predicted model, not a curated record.
AUGGGUGAUUGUAAGAAAGAGAGACAGAAGCACUACAACAUUGCCCUGGUAUCAGACUUCUUUUACCCGCAGCCGGGCGGAGUGGAGCUCCACAUUUACCACUUAGCACAGAACCUGAUUGCUCGGAACCACAGCGUGGUCAUCAUCACGCAUGCCUACGGCGACAGACAGGGGAUCCGCAUUUUGACUAACGGUUUGAAGGUUUAUUAUGUCCCGCAUUUAGUGUUCCACCGACAAUCUACUUUCCCAUCGGUCUUCUCGGCUUUUCCGAUUCUCCGGCAGAUAUUCAUCAGAGAGUCCAUUGAGAUUGUGCAUGGACACGGCAGUUGCUCCUCACUUUGUCACGAGGGUAUUGUGCACGCCAACACAAUGGGGUUGAAGACGGUAUUUACCGAUCACUCCUUAUUUGGAUUUGCCGAUGUGGCGUCUAUCAUCCAAAACAAGCUUUUGAAGUUUACACUCACAGACAUCGGGCACGUCAUCUGCGUUUCGCACACAUGCAAGGAGAACACUGUAAUCAGGGCAUCGUUGGAUCCAUCGAUAGUAAGUGUCAUUCCGAAUGCAGUCGUGCAUGAAGAUUUCAAGCCUGCGCUGAUACGACCUUCUUUAAACAAGAUAACAGUGGUAGUGAUCUCACGGCUUUUCCAGAACAAGGGUGCUGAUUUAUUGACAGCCAUUAUCCCAAGGUUGUGCUCAGACAGACCAGACAUCAGGUUUUUGAUUGCAGGUGACGGUCCCAAGUUCAUUGACCUUGAGCAGAUGCGUGAACGCUACCAGUUGCAGGACAGGGUCGAGUUGGUGGGCAGCAUCAGACACGAACAGGUGCGGGAUAUUAUGGUGCAGGGACAGAUCUACCUGCAUCCAUCACUCACAGAGGCUUUCGGUACAGUUUUGGUCGAGGCUGCCUCCUGCGGUCUGUUAGUAGUCACCACCAAUGUUGGAGGUAUCCCGGAAGUAUUACCGAGCAAAAUGACAGUGUUCGCCGAUCCAGAUGAGGACUCCCUUGUUGAAGCGGUCAACUCGGCAAUGAUUAAGCUUAAGGAGAAUACUGUCGAUACUUCAAGCUUCCACUCCGAAGUCAAGAAGAUGUACGGCUGGGCAGAUGUCGCCAGGCGUACGGAGAAAGUGUACGACGAUGUUUUCAAAAGGGAAAACACCUUGCUAAUCAAUAGGCUUAUCAAAUACUACAAUUCAGGAUCGUGGGCAGGCAUCCUUUACGUUCUUUGUGUUGUUACGGAUUUCCUCAUUUUAGGUAUUUUGGAGAUUCUUUACCCGAAGGAUAAGGUAGAUUUGGCUAGGAAAUGGCCCCGUAGAAGCGCCAGCAGCCACCUCACCUCGUAG